AAAUGUCUAUAGAAUAUCGAGUUACAAUACGCCCCAUCUUUAAGCCCAGUCUAUGCGCCGUUAGCCGGAGUACAACAGGACACGUCCUGUGUAAGCCGCCAGCAAAGGGUCAACGCCUGUGCCUUGACUACGUGAAGAGUAACACUCAUCGGUUGAUAGGCAGCUAUCCCAUCUACCAGGAAUAAAAGACAUGAUUGAGACAAUGGAUACCCAGCGUGCCUUGCAGGCAGUGGAGCGUCUCCAGGCCAAGCUGAAAGACCGGGGGGAGGUCCCCACCGAGGAGAAGCUCAGCUUGCUCAAGUCUGUUCUCCAGAGCCCCCUGUUCCACCAGAUCCUUGCCCUGCAGAAGUCUGUCCAGCUCCUCAAAGACCAGGGUGGUGUCACAUCAACACUUAGCGGUGACCUGAGUGAAUGCUACACAUCAGCCCAGGCCAAUGGUGGCCAUCUUGCCUACCCAGAAGCCUCCACUAGUACACAGGUCAAUGGGAAGCAAUCGCCUGAGGAUUUUGAGCACAUCAUUCGCUCCAUGGCUCAGGGGCGCUACGUGACGCACAUGGAGCUGGUGAAGCCACUGUCUGGGGGUCUGGGCUUCAGCGUGAUUGGCCUGAGGAGCGAAAACCGCGGGGAGCUGGGCAUCUUCGUCCAGGAGAUCCAGCCCGGGAGUGUGACCCACUGCGAUGGGAAGCUGAAGGAGUCAGAUCAGAUCUUGGCCAUCAACGGUCAACCCCUGGACCAGACAGUGACCCACCAGCAGGCCAUAGGCAUCCUGCAGAGAGCGUCUGAGUGCGUGCAGCUCACCAUAGCCAGAGGACCCAUCCCUCAGCUGGCCAGCCCCGUGGUGUCCCGUACCCCCUCCGCUGCCAGCACCCUGUCUGCCCACUCCAGUGCGGCCCACUGGAAUCAUGUGGAGACCAUGGAGCUGGUCAACGACGGGACAGGCCUGGGCUUUGGCAUUGUGGGGGGAAAGACCACCGGUGUCAUUGUCAAAACCAUCCUGCCUGGAGGCAUCGCUGAUCAGGAUGGGCAUCUGCGCAGUGGGGACCACAUCCUCAAGAUUGGGGACACUGACCUAUAUGGCAUGGGAAGUGAGCAGGUGGCUCAGGUCCUGAGGCAGUGUGGUAACCGAGUGAAGUUGGUCAUCACCAGAGGCCCUCCAGAGGAGACCGCCAUCGUCCCAAUGGUGUUGCCCACGGUCACAGAGCAACAGGGAUACGAGGAAGAGGAGGCCGAAGCGUUCGACGUUGGGCUGACUAAGAACGCCCAGGGUCUGGGAAUCACCAUCGCCGGCUAUGUGGGGGACAAAAAUUCUGAGCCCUCUGGUAUUUUUGUGAAAAGUAUAACUAAAGACAGUGCGGUAGAGCAAGACGGCCGGAUCCAUGUUGGGGACCAGAUCAUAGCCGUGGACGGUAAUAACAUCCAGGGCUACACCAACCAGCAGGCCGUGGAGGUGUUGAGACACACGAGCCAGACAGUUCACCUGAAGCUGAUCAGGCGAGGCUUCCGUCCAGAGGAUAUCCCACCCGCUGUGGUGCCCAGUGUGAUCGUAGUCUCACCAACCCCAGGUGGCAGAGACACGACACUGGAGAGGACGGAUGUUGUGGACGCCACCACUCAAGAUAAGAAACAGUACCAGGCAUUGAGUGGGGAAUCUGAUGUCACCGACGUGAAGGAUCAGUUAACUGAGAACACCAGAGACGAUGCAAAGCUAACAGAGGAUGAGGAGUUGGAGCUGAAGAAAAAGUGGCAGGAGACUCUCGGACGCCGCAACGAAGUAGUGGUUGCCCAGGUGGAGAAGUUCAGUGAGAGCAGUGGUCUGGGAAUCAGUCUGGAUGCCAACAGCGGGCACCACUACAUCCGCUCCGUUCUGCCGGAGGGGCCAGUGGGACGCUGUGGGAAACUCUUCAGUGGGGACGAACUGCUCGAAGUCAAUGGAAUAUCCCUGAUUGGUGAGACCCACAAGGAAGUGGUGGGCAUUCUGAAGGAGCUGCCUGUCUGUGUCUACAUGGCCUGCUGUAGGCCCGCCCCUCUCCUGAAGAGUGACAGGGAUUCUGGCCAACCAGGGUUGGAUGAAUUUGCUACUGAACCUAAAAUGAAGAUACAGGGAGACCUCGGCAGUUUCCUGGUUUUCGAAGGUUCUGAGGGGGUGGUGACGAGGGAAAAUGUAACGGAUGAGACACUCGGAGCUCCUUUGGCCAUGUGGGAGACGGAGAUACAGGACAUUGAGCUGGAGAAGGGUGAGAGCGGACUGGGAUUCAGCAUCUUGGACUACCAGGACCCAAUGGAUCCUGCCAAGACGGUGAUUGUGAUUCGCUCUCUGGUGUCUGAAGGAGUGGCAGAACAGGAUGGCAGGCUAUUGCCAGGUGACCGGCUCAUGUUCGUCAACAGCACCAACCUGGACAACGCCAGUCUGGAGGACGCUGUCCAGGCAUUGAAGGGGGCUAACAUCGGCAAGGUCCACAUUGGGGUGGCCAAACCACUACCUGUAAGGACACCCUAUUGUGAGAUUGACUCCAAUGAGGUAGACCUGACCGACGAGAGGGUGUUGGCGCAUCGCUUCUCUGGCGAGGAGGAUGACACCUUCCAGGCAUCCAUGCUUGCCCUCCAUGGCAGCACCUGCAGCGCUGACCUGUCCUACCAGAUGAUCUUGCAGUCCUCCACACCCAAGCGGAGUGCUCGUCUGGACUUGUUGACCGAACAUCCCUUCGUGACGUUGUCCUGCCUCGCAGACGACACUGAACCCUUUUCCCCAGAGGAGAAUCCUAUCGCUUUCCCCCUGCCCAGGAGUAUUGGAAGUCACACCCUAAUGAUUGACAACACACUAGCUAGCUCCGAUCAGUACCUGGCGCAUCAAUUAACCCAUUUGGAGCCAUCGGAUCUGUCGAACUCGUACAGUCCGUACACUGACCCCGAGCCUGGUUUGAAUGAUUUGGGGGAGCCAAUGCAGUCUCUGCGUUUUCCGGUGGAGUCCGCCAUGGCCGUUGGGGACAUAGGGGAGAUGGAAGGCUUAAUGAAGGGGGAUGAGCCAUCUGUAAAGCAGUCCAAAGAGGAAGGGGACAAGAUUCUAACCACUGGGAGUAAUUUUGAAAGGACAAUCACUGUUGUCAAGGGCAACUCCAGUCUCGGAAUGACGGUGAGCGCCGUCAAGGAUGGCUUGGGGAUGCACAUCCGCAGCAUCAUCCACGGAGGCUCCAUCAGCCGAGACGGCCGUCUGGGGGUGGGAGACCUCAUCCUGGCCAUCAACGGCGAGCCCACGGCCAACCUGACCAAUACACAGGCCCGCGCCAUGCUCCGGAGACACUCCCUCAUCGGGCCAGACAUGGGAUCUGCUUGUGCACCAGAGGACGAUCUGUGCCCCUUUUAUGUCAUCACCUAUGUUCCCGUGGAGUAUCUGGAGGAGUACAAGGCCAGCCUGGAGCAGCCUAAAGAUGACAUCUUCUCUGAUGCUCCUCAGGCCCCAAAAAGAGAAAUCCCAGAACUCCCAGAGCGGGAGGAUGGAGAGGGAGAGGAGAGCGAGCUACAGAGUGCCACCUUCAGUAACUGGAACCAGCCCAGGAGGGUGGAGCUCAAAAAAGAAGCUGGCAAGUCCCUUGGCAUCAGCAUCGUGGGGGGCAGAGGAAUGGGCAGUCGCCUCAGCAACGGCGAGGUGAUGCGGGGCAUCUUCAUCAAACACAUCCUGGAGGACAGCCCUGCCAGCCGCAAUGGAACCCUGAAGACUGGAGACAGGGUUGUUGAGGUGGAUGGCGUGGACUUGAGAGAUGCCAGUCACGAGCAGGCUGUGGAGGCCAUCCGCAGGGCAGGAAACCCUGUCGUGUUCCUCGUCCAGAGUAUCAUCCACAGGCCCAGGAAGGCGCCCCUACCCUUUCUUCUGCGGCUAAACACCCACCCCGGAUCCAACCCACGACCCACUAAUCAAACCUCUGCCAGCUUAUUAUCUCCUGCCUCUCCGCUUCAGUCCUCAGCCACGGACACCAACGAGGAGAGAGCGGCGGCCAUGGCACGGCGCAAUAGUGACAAGGAGGUUGAGAGUCACAGUAGACUAUUCCUACGCCUCUCCCCAACUAACCCUUUCACUCCUACUCCGUUUAAGCCACUAAAGAGGGAAGCGGGAAAGACAUCGUCCACCACUCCUCACCUCUCCCUUCCCGUGGUUCCCCACGUCGGAGAGACAGACACCGAUACCCUGACAGAGAUUCCCGACAGACAGGCCCAGGCGGAAGGCGAGGAUGAGUUUGGCUACAGCUGGAAGAGCAUCAUUCAGCGCUACGGCAGCCUCCCGGGGCUGCUGCACAUGAUUGAGCUGGAGAAAGGGAAGACCGGCCUGGGCCUUAGUCUGGCUGGCAACCGCGACCGCUCUCGCCUGAGCGUGUUUGUGGUCUGGAUUGACCCCUGUGGCGCUGCCAGCAAAGAUGGUCGCAUUGUGGUUGGGGAUGAACUGUUGGAGAUCAACGGGCAGAUUCUGUAUGGGCGGAGUCACCAGAAUGCCUCCUCCAUCAUCAAAAGCGCUCCGUCGAAGGUCAAGAUCAUUUUCAUCAGGAACACAGAUGCUCUGAACCAGAUGGCUGUAGGACCAGUGAGGGAACAUGGAGACCCCCUGGAGCCCCAGACAGAGCUAGAAACAUGUACUUCCAUUGUACCCUCGGCGAUCGAUGUCGACGUGUUCAAGUAUGUGCAGCACGUCAUUCUGCCGAAGGAGGAGGGUGGAUUCGGCAUCACUUUCAGUGAGGAAGACCCCAAGAAUGGGGUGGUGAUUCAGAGUAUAUCUGAAAAAGGACCAGCAGGAAAGGACGGCAGCAUCAAAUCUGGAGAUAAACUGCUGGCUGUGGAGGAUGAACCAGUGGUGGGCUACACUGUGGAGAGGGUCCACUCUCUACUGGGGAAUGCCAAAGGCUCAGUGAAGUUGACAAUCUGCACGAAUGAGUCAUUGCCCCUCCCCCCCUACUAUACUGAUCAGGCCACCAGCCUCCCUAGCAUCUACAUGGCUAACCUGGGCCAGCCCGAGUCAGAGCCGAUCAGGAGCUCAAGUCGCUCGUCCACCCCUGGCACUCUGGCCUCAUCUGACCCUGUGACCUGUCCCAUCAUCCCCGGCUGUGAGACCACCAUAGACAUCUCCAAAGGCCACACGGGCCUGGGCCUCAGCAUCGUGGGGGGCUGUGACACUCUAUUGGGGACCAUCAUCAUUCACGAGGUCUAUGAGGAGGGAGCUGCCUCCAAGGAUGGGAGACUUUGGGCUGGGGAUCAGAUCCUGGAGGUGAAUGGCAUUGACCUGCGCGUGGCCACUCACGACGAAGCUAUCAGCGUGCUACGGCAGACCCCUCAGCGGGUGCGUCUGAGCGUGUUCAGGGAUGAGGCUCAGUACAAGGAGGAGGACCUGUGGGAUGCCUUUACCGUGGAGCUGAACAAGAAGCCCGGCCAGGGCCUGGGCCUCAGCAUCGUGGGGAGAAGGAACGACACAGGGGUGUUUGUGUCGGACAUAGUGAAAGGGGGCGUGGUGGAGAGUGACGGGAGACUGAUGCAGGGAGACCAGAUCCUGUCCGUCAACAAGGAGGAUGUCAGAAACGCCACCCAGGAGUCAGUGGCUGCACUGCUGAAGUGUGGUGUGGGACCCAUAGUGAUGGAGGUGGGCAGAUUUAAAGCCGGACCCUUCCACUCUGAGAGAAGGUUCUCACAGAGCAGUCAGAUGAGUGAAACGGGCAGCUGCAAGGUGACCCCUCACUCGCUGUCAGCCUCCUCUGGUAGCCUCCAGAUGGACUGUGACAGCGUACAACAUACAACACUGGACCACCAGCAGAUCAGAAGUGUUGAAUUCACAAAGGGUCUCACUGAUUCAUUGGGCAUCAGUAUUGCGGGUGGAGUAGGCAGUCCCCUGGGCGAUGUGCCCAUCUUCAUCGCCAUGAUGAACCCUACCGGCCUCGCUGCCCAGACACACAAACUCAAGAUCGGUGACAUGAUCGUCAGUAUCUGUGGGACCGCUACUGAGGGUAUGAGCCACAGCCAGGCCGUCACCCUGCUGAAGAAUGCCACCGGCACCAUCGAGCUGCAGGUGGUAGCAGGGGGUGAUACCACAGUGACCGGCCCGUCUCAGGAGCAGACAGCUGCCGGACUCUCACUCUCCAGCCUUACUGCUACUAGCAUUUUCCACGACGACCUGGGACCUCCUCAAUAUAAGACCAUUACCCUGGCCAGGGGCCCAGAUGGCCUGGGCUUCAGCAUUGUUGGUGGCUUUGGAAGCCCACAUGGAGACCUGCCCAUUUAUGUGAAAACCGUGUUUGGAAAGGGAGCAGCGUCAGAGGACGGGCGUCUGAAGCGGGGGGAUCAGAUUAUGGCUGUUAACGGACAGAGUCUGGAGGGGGUCUCCCACGAGGAGGCCGUGGGCAUCCUGAAGAGGACCAAGGGAACAAUUGCCCUCACUGUGCUCUCCUAGACACACUCACACCUCACCCUACACGCAUAGACAAAGACUCAUACCUUGGUGUAGACACACACCCUAAUAUACUGUAUAUGUAUUGAAAUGUGAACAACCCCAUUCCUAAACUCUAACAUGCUGACCAAACUGGACGCGCGCACGUUGAUUUUGUUUACCCACAUCAGAAGCGAUCAGGACACCUUAUUGGUUGAAAUAUCAAAACAAACUCUGAACCAAUUAUAUUAAUUUGUGGACAGGUCGAAAAGCAUUAAACAUUUAUGGCAAUUUAGCUAGCUAGCUUGCUGUUGCUAGUUAAUUUGUCCCGGGAUAUAAACAUCGGGUUGUUAUUUUACCUGAAAUGCACAAGGUCCUCUACUCCGACAGAUAAAACAGUAAACCAAAUUAGUUUCUCGUCAUCUCUCCUCCUUUCUUCAGGCUUCUUUUUCUUUGGACUUUAUAUAGCGGUUGGCAACCAACUUUACUGUGCAUUACUACAACCGACUGGAGUGUGGACGUCAGUUCAUCUUUCAAUCACCCACAUGGGUAUAUGCCCCUAAACACCAAUGAGGAUAAAGAGGCAGGACUUGCAGCGCGUUGAGCUUGACACAUAGAACCAACUUCUAUUUUAGCGUCUGGCCACGCAGGCGCUAGCUAUUGCGCGCAAGCAGGGUGGGUGCAUUGAUUGAAUAACAGGUAUGUGUACAUUUAUUUUGCAACACUCGUGCACGCGACAUGAGCAGUGUGGUCAGCAUGUAAGCUUGUAUUGAGAAACACUGUGAUCCAUAGUAUUUGUAUUUACAAGAAGCUACUGCAGGUAGACUGAAAUAUUCACUGGACAAUGUGGCUCAGAUCUUUUAUACUCUAGUUUUCUAUGCUCAGACAUGGACUGUGUUAUGAUAUUUAGGGUUAAGAGCCCUUUUAAGCAAUAUCUGAAAUAUAUUGGUAGAAUAAGACCGUUAUUUAAAGCUUAUGCUACUGUAAACUGCUGUCCAUCCUCUUCUAUAGUGAAGUCACUGUCGUAUUUAAGUCUAGACUCUAGACUGAAUAACAUUUGAAUAACGUUUUGUUUGUGACGCAAACCACCUUUUCAGGAGUGAAAUGAUCUCAAAGCUUUGGUUUCUUGGUCAGAAGUUCUACAGACCAAGUAUCUAAGUGUGCGUGGUCACACACUCAGGGAAAGGAGAUGGGUGUGUAUGAGAUAUAAUGUAGUUUUGCUAAUGCAGAUGUGAAGUUUUAUUUCACAGUAUUUUACCGUUCAAGUAUUACCUAUUUUUGGGGUCAUUGUCUGCCAUGACCAUACUUUAUCAUAAUAUGAUAGUAGGUGAAGGAAACCAGCUUAUAUGGUCCAUCUCAGCUGUCUCCAACCUGGAGAGUUACUGCAGCCUUUUGCUCAAACCUAGCGCUAGCACACCUGUUUCACAUAAUCAACCGUUGACCGUUUUCAAAAUGGACAACGAUUAGCCGAAUCAAGUGUGUUACUGUUGGGCUGUCCAGGAGGUUGGAGCUUCCUAAUUCAUUUCAAACCAUUAGCUAGAUACCCCAUGUUCUAGUUUCACGACAAUGAAUCCCAUUUUUAACAUGGCGUCAGUCACACUCUUACAGAUGUAGGGUCUUAAUUUGACCCAGUUUGCUACAGCAGGAAAAUAAUCCUGCAGUAACAGGAAAUGUGAAUUAUUAUGUGGAUUAUAAUGAAUGGACAUUUUUGUAGGGGUUUCCAAGUGGAAAUUACAAACUUCAGAAGCCUUUUUAAUCCUCAAAUGCACUACACAUUUAAAAUGUCCUGCAGGAAAGUUUCCCAGCAGCAGGGUGAUCAAAUUAAGAUCCUAUAUUACAAUACAUGUGUACUUAGUUAAGUACAUUCAGCACAGUAUUGAGUUGUUCAGAGGCUGAGUUAAUAAAAGUUACCUUCAAGCCCCA
Messenger RNA from Salvelinus fontinalis (brook trout), 8320 nucleotides. Its product is annotated as multiple PDZ domain protein-like. The record is from RefSeq and is a predicted model, not a curated record. Gene Ontology annotation, molecular function: protein binding. The transcript has 50 exons. Bases 191 to 6421 code for a protein of 2076 amino acids. Lineage: Eukaryota; Metazoa; Chordata; Actinopteri; Salmoniformes; Salmonidae.